CGCGUCCCGGACUUGCAAGUACUUGCAAAAAAGUUAGCCAGAAAGAAAGCAACCUUACAAGAUUGCUACAAACAUGGACAAGUUUCAGCAAAUGGUUGAACAAACAAUUGAUUUAGAUGCAGCUGAAAGGGGAGAUUUCUUAGUGCAACCAGAAUUUGAUGAUACAUUGAAAGAAUUAAAAAGUACUAUGAAUGAAGUGGAGGAAAAAUUACAAUCACAGCUGGGCAAAGUUGCUGAUGAUCUUUCAACUGAAGCUGGUAAAAUAGUAAAACUAGAAUCAAAUCAACUACUUGGAUACUACUUCCGUGUUACAUUGAAGGAAGAGAAGGUAUUAAGAAAUAAAAAACAAUACACUAUUUUGGAUUCCAAUAAAAGCGGCGUACGAUUCCGAAGCAACAAAUUAAAUGAUUUAAAUGACGAGUAUAUUGCUGCUAGAGAUAAAUAUACAGUAGAACAAAAAAAAGUUGUUACAGAAAUAAUUGAAAUUGCUGCUGGUUAUAGUAGCCCAGUAAAGACAAUUGGAAAUGUAUUGGCAUGUCUUGAUGUGCUUACUGCCUUUGCUUCUGCUGCUAUAAUUGCUAAUAAACCGUAUGUUCGCCCUGAAAUGUUACCUAGUGAAGUCGGUGAGUUUAAGCUUAUCCAAGUUCGACAUCCAUGCUUAGAAAUUCAAGAAGGAGUAGAUUAUAUAGCUAAUGAUGUCAAUUUUAAAAGGGAAGAAUGUCAUUUUUGUAUUAUAACUGGACCAAAUAUGGGAGGUAAAAGCACCUAUAUAAGAUCUGCUGGUGUUACUGCCUUAAUGGCACAUAUUGGAAGUUUUGUUCCGUGUGACGAUGCAAAAAUAUCAUUACUGGAUUGUAUUUUAGCCCGUGUAGGGGCUGAUGACUCUCAAUUAAAAGGACUUUCUACAUUUAUGAUGGAAAUGAUAGAGACUGCUACUAUAUUGAAGACUUCAACAUGCAAUUCUCUUGUGUUAAUUGAUGAAUUAGGCAGAGGAACGUCUACUUAUGAAGGUUGUGGUAUAGCGUGGUCAAUCGCCGAAUAUUUAGCAAAGGAAAUUAAAUGUUAUUGUCUUUUUGCAACACAUUUCCAUGAAAUAACUAAACUAGAAGAAAUAUCUGCCGUUAAAAAUCAACACGUUACAGCUCUUGUAGACGAUAAUAAAUUAACAUUACUAUAUAGAGUACAACCAGGUAUAUGUGAUCAAAGUUUCGGUAUACAUGUUGCUAAAAUGGCUAAUUUCCCACAAGAUGUUAUAGAGUUUGCUAAGCAUAAACAAACGGAGCUUGAAGAUUAUCAAGACUCAAUUUUUGAAGGAUCUGAUAAUCCUCAAAAGAAACAAAAAAUUAUUAAGGAAGCUGAAGCCCUCAUUGCAGAAUUUGUUAAUAAAUGCAAGAAUUUAGAUACAUCUUUAUCUGAUACAGAUUUGGAAGAUAAAAUCUCAACAUUUAAAGAAGAAGUUUUGUCUCAUGAAAAUCCCUAUAUCAAAACACUUCUUACAGUUUCAUAA
Habropoda laboriosa is the source of this 1507-nucleotide messenger RNA. RefSeq names its product DNA mismatch repair protein Msh2-like. Gene Ontology annotation, cellular component: nucleus; MutSalpha complex. Gene Ontology annotation, biological process: mitotic recombination; mismatch repair. The transcript has 9 exons. NCBI's taxonomy places the organism in Eukaryota, Metazoa, Arthropoda, Insecta, Hymenoptera, Apidae. Gene Ontology annotation, molecular function: mismatched DNA binding; ATP binding; ATP-dependent DNA damage sensor activity. Bases 74 to 1507 code for a protein of 477 amino acids. The record is from RefSeq and is a predicted model, not a curated record.